AUGAUAGAGUCAGCUACAUCAGCUAACGAAAUUUAUUUAGCUUCAUCAUCUUCAUCUCCAUCUGAUAGCAAUAAUGAAUAUGAUACAAUAUCAACAACAACAAAGAAUAAAAGAUUAUCUACUAAUAUUUUAACCAACAACAACAACAACAACGAACCAGCCAUUAAUAUAUCGUCAACAUGGUCUUUACCACCAAUAAAUAAUAUUAAUAAUAAUAAUAAUAAUACUACAACUAUUACUACGACUAGUACUAGUACUACUACUACUACAACAUCAAUUAAUUUAGAAAGAAUAGAUACAGUAAGAGGUGAAUUAUCAAUAGAUCAUCCUCUUCAAUCACCUAUAAAUGUUACUGCCACACAGGUAGUUGCCGAUUUAAAUGAAAACCAAACCAUUAAUAUUAGAGCUAGCACUGAUCCUUCUAUUUUAAUAGAGUAUGAAAAAAUCAAUCUAUACUAUACUAUACAAUACUCUUAUAUAAUCAUUGUUUUAACUCCUUCUUUCUCUAUUCUCUUUAGACAAAAUAAUAAGAGUUUUUCAUUAGGAGGUAAUUUAAAAUCAAAUAGACAAGGUAGAUUGAUUGAACAUUUUUUAGUGAUUGGACUUUCAUCUGAAAACAAGAUCGAUCCAAAUGACAAGAUAUCACAUGAUGGAAAAGUGUUGUAUUCCUAUCCACCCGACUAUGUAUGUGAUCCACAAGUAAUUAGCUUUUGUUUUCCAGAUGGUAUCAAAUUGCUUCAAGUUCAUAGAAGAAAUUCAUUGACAGAGAUUCAUGCUGUACUCUUUAAAUCAUUGUCACAACUCGAAGGUAGUGAUACAUCGUUUAUGUUUUUGGUUACUGGUGGUGAAGAAAUGCUCUACGCUGCAUGUGUACUAAAUACAGAACCAGUAGAUGAGCUUCCUUGUUUUUGUCCACCAAAAUCAAAUGACAAAGAGGAAGAGCUCUCCUCCUCCUCCUCCUCCUCUUCCUCUUCCUCUUCCUCCAACCCAAGAGAAGAAUAUGCAAAGAGUAAAGUUUGUGUAUUUGCACCAAGAUGUUAUUGUGUGCUUAGUAAAUUCCCAUUCUUUAAAGCUCAUUUUGAUUUCAUUUACUCUAUUCUUGGCAAGGAGAGAUUAAAUAGAAUCAAUUCAAUUCUAGAGAAACCUCCUGUCCAAUCACACAACAAGAUGCUUUCAAUGACAUCUACCAAUGAUUUGGGUAAAUUUAAAGAUAACAGUAAAAAACCACUUCCACCCUUACAACAACUUACCAAUACUACCAUCAUAUCAAAAGAACAACAACAACAACAACUACUACAGCUUCAACAACAACAACAACAGUCUCCAACAUCAAAAAGUACUAUGGCAAGAUUAGGAAUAACCAAACCAUUACCACCAAUACCUAGUUACCUUGUUUCAACGCCGACUGUUGGUAUAUCACCACUAAAUGUUAGUCCAUCUGAUUCUCCAACCAUCAAUCCAGACAGUAUUGAAACUCUUUCACUCAUAUCAAAAAAUCAACAAGCCAAACAAAACAGUAGCCAUCAUUCUAGAUCGUAUUCGUCGCCACACCAUAAACUGCCUACAUACACUUCCCAAACACAAUUACUUAGAACCCUAGGUAAUUCUAGUAUAAAAGGAAGUAGUGGUAGCAUAACUAGUAGUAGUGGAGGCAACACUAGUUUAGCAGCAUCAACAAACAGCGCAUCAUCCUCUUUUAUUGAUUUUUCAGCCAUUUUAGAAUCAUUAAAUAAUAGCAGCAACGAUGACUCUUCUUCUCCCUUUUCGGCAUCAGCCGAUGGCGAUGGUACUAUUGCCAGUAGUAGUAAUAGUAAUAUUAUUAAUAACAGCGGUUUUAAUAAUUCAUCACCACCUAUACAAUUUGGAGACUAUUCAUCUGCUUCACCUAUUGUUUCAACAAACGAUCUCAUUGUUGUUGCCGAUGAUGAUGAUGAUGAUGAUGAUGAUGAUGAUGAUGAUGAUGAUGAUGAUGAUGAUAAACAACAAAUCACAGAUCAAAAAAUCCACUUUUCUGAACACCUAGAUAAUCCACUUAAUAAUAGUAAUAAUAGUAACAAUAGUAAUAAUAGUAAUAGAAGUUUAAUUGAUAGUAGUCCAUUGAUUCGUGAUAAAACAACACCAUUACUUCCAGAAAGUAUUGGUCUAGAGAUGGGAACAACAGUAGAGGAGUUUGAAAUUAGAGGUUUAUCAAAUACAACAUCACCAAGAAAAGGAAAACCCCUACCAAAGAUUCCUGAAAAGAAUGGAAGUAUAGAAAAUAGUAAUGGUAGUAUGACAAUGGCUGAAUUAAUUUCACCAAUAACUGCUCCAAGUCAUCCACCAUUGUUACAAAUUUCAUCACCAACAAUGAUUUCUAAUCAUCCAUUAUCGUUGGAUGAUCAUAGCCUUGCCCCACCCAGUGCUGUUGCUGCUCCUCCUCUUGUAACACCAAGGACCAAAGAAGGAAAACAAAAAGAAUUGGCGUUGGAAGAAAUAGAUAUAAUUCAUUACUAUUGUACUUUGAUGGUACCAAGAGAAAACCAAAAGUUGAUUGUCAAACCACCAGGAGACAAUCAACAAUUGACCUACGAAGCAGGUGACGACACCCUACAAAUCGAAAAUUGGUGUCUUGGUGGACUGAUGAGAACUCUUUCCAUUCGUACCAUUCUUCAUACAAUCACUUCGAUCCUUUUGGAAAAAUUUUUAAUCAUCACAUCGAAAAAUAUUGGACUCAUUUCAAACACUAUCUUUUCAUUUAUUCCACUUCUUAGACCAUAUGUUUAUCAAGGUGCUUUUAUUCCUAUAUUACCUCAAUCAACUUUAGAUGUUUUACAUUGUCCAAUUCCAUAUGUUAUAGGAGUAACAAAAAUACCAAAUGAUAUGCCAGAAGUUUUAGAUAAUUGUAUCAUUUUGGAUGUUGAUGAAAAUAAAUUAAUCUAUGGUAAAAAUUGUCAACCUUUACCAAAUUUACCAAUUGAAGAUAAAUUAGAAACAAAUUUAAAACCUUAUCAUGGACAAGUAUGGAAAGAAAAUACAAGAAAAUAUUCUUUAGAUUAUCCAUUCAAGACGGUACAAAAUGAUUUUAAAAGUAUUAGUAAAUUUUCUUUAGAGUUUAAGGCCUAUCAUAAAUUCAUCAUUGACACUGUUGCCUAUUAUAUCGAUUGGAAUAUCAAUUUUGAUUUUGGAAAAAAAGAAUACAAGGAACAAUUGAUCAAACUUUUCCAACCCCAACACACCCAAUUUAUGAAUCAACUCCUAAGUACUCAACUAUUUACAUCACAUACAGAGUUGUUAUUUGAAACGGUAAAUGAUACAAAGAAACCAAAGGAAAUCCAAUUAAACUCUUAUAAAAUUAAUAAAUUAUAA
Molecule: messenger RNA, 3345 nt
Organism: Cavenderia fasciculata
Lineage: Eukaryota; Evosea; Eumycetozoa; Acytosteliales; Cavenderiaceae
Product: putative guanine nucleotide exchange factor
Exons: 3
Coding region: 1-3345 (1114 amino acids)
Source: RefSeq, a predicted model, not a curated record